AUGUCGACUUGGCAAAAGAUUCAAAAGUCUUCAAGUUUUUCUUCUUUUUUCAUUUCUUUAUUGCUACUUGUUGCUUUGUUAUUUAUGGCCUCAUCACUUCCUUGGUAUGGCAAUUGUUAUAGCCUUUCGGACAGUAGUGAAGUCUCUUCUAUUCGAGAUUAUCGCAGUUUACCUGUAGAGUCUCCCCUUGAUGUAGAUAAAUUGGAAAAUUAUUUGAAUGAAAGGAGUUUGCGUUUAGGAAAUAUGAUAAAUACAAGUUUUGCAAAAUUUGUGAAGGGGAUUCCUGCAAAGGAUGGCAAUUGGUGUGAACGAAUGGGUAAUGGCAAACUUGACAGUGAAGAACAUAAAAAAUUGGAAGGAUGGGCUUUUGCUGAUGAUGACAAAACUUUGUUUGCAGAAUUGGCAAAAAGCGGGGAGGUUGUCAGUCAACGUUCAUUAUACAAACUUACAAACAUGAAGCUUGUUAUUUUAUUUUUAAGAUGUACUCGCCUUAAAGAAAAGUUUCCUUUUAUUGAUGAACCUCUUUCAGAAGAAGAAAAGGAAUUUCCACUUGCUUAUGGCAUUCUUGUGUAUAAAUCGGCUUUCCAAGUUUACAUGAUGAUGAGUGCUAUUUAUCAUCCGCAGAAUAUUUAUUGUGUUUCGAUUGAUGAAAAAUCAACUAAAGAAUUUAAAGAUUCAAUGUUAUUGCUUACUGACUGUUUUCCGAAUAUUUUUGUUAUGGUAGGGUUUAAUCUAGUCCAAAAAAUUAUUUUAAAGGCAAGUGUAAACCCUGUUGGUUGGUGUGAAUUUGGAGUAGCUCGUUCGCUUUAUAAUUGCUUUCGUUAUUUGACUGAACAUAAGCAUGACUGGAAAUAUUUUCAAGUUAAAUAA
Meloidogyne enterolobii is the source of this 870-nucleotide messenger RNA. The record is from the annotation of a GenBank genome assembly. NCBI's taxonomy places the organism in Eukaryota, Metazoa, Nematoda, Chromadorea, Rhabditida, Meloidogynidae.